AGUGAUAAGUUUAUAGUAAUUGACUCGUCGGCAGUGAACAAAACCAUGGAGAAUGCAUCUGCAUUUACAAGUUUACCUUCCAAGGCAGAAGGGAUCGCACUAUACAGCGCUCUUAUUUUAUCUUUGGUCCUUAUAAUUGCAGGAAACUUGCUCACUCUGGUUCUCUUUAAGGUUACCAAACGACUUCGUAAGAAAAGUUUAUUCCUAGUUAUGAACAUGGCGUUUGCUGAUUUGAUGUUGGGAACCUUCUCUGUACCCUUUUACAUUUACAUUGUUAGACAUGCCCAUCAGCAUUGGACAGAAAAAUACGGCUUUUAUCUUAUGGUCUUCAGAUGCAUCGAUGCCAUUUUUAUAUUCGGCUCAUAUCUAUCUGCAGUCUUUAUAUCUUGUGAGAGAUUGUACGCCGUAUAUUGGCCGUUUAAACACCGAUUACUGUCCACAAAAACGUACCGCAUCGCCAUUUUCAUACUUUGGACACACGCUGCCUUGUUGUCUACAACAUUAACUUUGCUAUCGGUGUUUACUUCAAUUAGAUCUGCAUUGUAUGUCUCUGUCCUAGUUCUGUUGGGUCUAACAAUCAUCAUUUGUGUCUGUAACAUCGCGAUCUGGAAAAACUUUCAACACGAGAGCGUUGACUCACAGUAUCGAAAUGGAGCAUCGCGAAACAGACGCUUAACAAAGACACUCCUUCUCGUGUCCAUACUCGCUUUAUUAUGUUGGCUUCCCUUAAUCAUCUUGAACGUAUUAAUCUAUAUAACUAAGAAAUCAAUACCAUGGAAGUUUUAUCACAUGGUGAACAUUUUAAAUUAUUCUAACUCUUUUGUCAAUCCGAUUGUCUAUGUAUUCAGAAUUCGUGAGUUUCAGCAAGCGCUACGUUUAUGUUGCACGAAGAGGACACCAGCCAUUAAGAUGGUAAAAUUCAAAAGAAGAAACCGAACGGCUGCAAUUAGAGCGCCAGAGAUAGAACUAAGAAUACUCCACAACGAUCCCACUCGCCUGCAAGUUGAUGUUGAACGAGAAUAUAUGGAAACUAAGUUUUAAUCAGCUGAGAUAAGAGGACCUUCCGCGUUGUUACUGAGUGGUGACAUCUAUAGGAGGAAGAAGCCAUAAAUGUGGAGUAUUGUAAAAAAAAUAGGAUAACGUUCUUAUAUUUUCAAUUUUUUGCUUCACAGAGCCCUGUUGUUGUGUAGGGUUGCUUUUUGCAGCAUAAGUUCACACCAGUUAAGUCUUAAUUUCAUCUAAUAAUAAAAAUAUAUUAUUUUAUUUAUCCUAUCUGAGCAAAAUAUCCUGUCAUGUUAUAAAAAUAUAAAAUCUCUAUAAAUAUGAUAAUUCCAGCUCUUAAGUUAUUGCUCAAAUUCACACAUCUGUACUUUUAAGGUUGUCAGGACACGUCAAUGGCCAUCUUACCGACUUUAGAUAAAGUACAAUUUAAAACAUAUUUAAAGAACACCGAAUGCACAAGACAUCUGCACGGUAACUCAGCCCGUGGACAAAACACUUUAAUUUUAACAUAAAGAAAUACCAGGAAAUAAUCUUUUUUCUCUGAACUUAAGGUUGAAUCAGGCUUGACGUUCGUAAUAUAAAAAAUGCCCUUCGUGAAAAGGAAAACCGCCAUUUUGAUAAAGCAGGUUACCAUGACGUCACUGUUAUCUGCACGUGCGAGGAGGUAAGCGGAACGUUCACUACGCGUGGUAAAGAUAUCAUACUUUCCAAACAGAAAUUCUGAUAUUUUAUCGCUAUCUAUAUUAUAAAACUUUGUACAAUUGGGCGAUGAAGACAGCUGAGUUCCUUCCGACAGUUUGUAAUAAGAGAUAGGUUUGAAGAUUAAGUACCUCUUUGCCUCGAAUGAUCUCAGUUUCACGGGCAGCAUAAUUAAAACUAGUGGAGUGGAAAUUGUUGAUAAGCUAUCGAAUUAUUUUAAUGUGUGGAGACUAGGAAAUAAAAUAUCUCUUAUUUAUAUAAAUAUACUCAUUUAAGCACACAUAUAUGUCCGGUUAUCUCAACAGGAAAGAGAACUCUAAUAAAACGUCCAGUAAUCGUAACUUUAGUUCAUCUUUAAAACCCAUAACUUUAUUAUUGUUUUCAUGUUUCCAGACCCUGAGGCACUCGAGAUCUCUCUCCCCCGACAAAAACGAGUCUAAAUACAUUUUUGAGAUACCAACCAACAAAAAAGAAGAUGUGGGUUUUAUCUUUUUUUCAGUAAAAAUAGCUAAAAAUAGCACAGUGCAUCGAAUUACACAUGUCUGAAGCACGUUUUCUCUGAAAGGAUAAAUACGCUUUUUUUCCCAUAAAACAUUGAGGAAUGUUUCCUCCUCUCACCGAGAAAUGGUGACGGUUUUACGGGUUAGGUAAUAUCUAGACUGAUGACUAAGGAAGAGACUUGAGGAAAAACAAAACUGACGAGAGUGUUAAAGUGUGUGGCUCCGAGUGUGUAAAAAAAAAUACAUGAGGAGCUGUUCGUAAUUUGAUGAAAAGACAUGACGCUAAAAGGACGCUGAAUUCACGAGGUAUUCAAUUAAAAUGUACUGUCGACGACGGAAAAGAGAAAUUGAUCGAUAGAGGAAAAAACCCAUGACCAAACCUCUGCGAGAAGAUAAGUUACAGCUAUUCCGUGUCGCGGGCUGCUUUCCUCUAUUUCUUUAAGAAGCUCAUGUCAUCCUCUAAAAAGAACAAGGAAAAUCGAGGAAGGGAAAGAAGAUCAGAUACGCAAACGGAAGCAAACCUAUCAAAUCUUUGACACUCGGCUUUCUUCUAGACCACAAGUAGUCUUUCCUUUUCGGUCAAGUCUGUUCGAAAAACUCUGGACUCGCGAGCAAGACUUGGCCCUAAUCCUCGCUCUGAGUGAAGCUUUCAAGGAACAGUGGGCAACUAGGAAAUAAAUAUCAGCGCACUGUUUUAAAUCAAAUACAUGAGGUACUUUAGUAAGAUUAUUUUUCUAGAAUUGUGAUUUUAUAACCCAAUAACUCUUUACGCAGUAAACACAAGGUGAGUCAUGAUCAUUUAGCUCUUUCACCUCCAAGAUCUCAAUAGCAAUUCUCCUUACUGUCUGCCGUAUAAUUAUUAUGAUUCUUUUUCAAACUUUGGACAUUCGCUGCCUUGUUGUUUACAAUAUUACUUUUUUGCUAUUGGUGUUUUUUACAUUUGAAUCUGCUUUGUAUGUUGCUGUAUGUUCAGUGAAACUUAGUCGAUCUUGCGGUAAUCGACUUUUCCUCCAAAGCCUUUCCAGCUGUCUUCUUUUUUUUGUCUUCUUUUCCUCUCUUUAAUCUUGAUUUCAUUGGAGUACCAUGGUGCGGCUGGACGAACUGUCACUGUGUGAAUCGAGAGUGGUUUGUGGAAAUCCAAUAUACUUCGUAGUUCUGAAUUAUAUAAAUCAAUACUUAGGGAUAUGUCCACAAGGUCAACUAUUAACAAUGCAAUUAGAAUUCCUGAGUUUCAGCAAGCGCUACGUUCUUGCUGUACGAGGAGAAGAGCAGCCAUUGUGACGGAACAAAUCGAAAAAAAAUCGGUUGCACUUAGAACGCCGGUGAUAACGCUAAGAAUAUUAGAAGUCGAUCCACUCGCCUGUAAGAAGAGUUUGAAAGGGGAAGAGAUGACCCCUGGUAUUGAUACAACUUAGAGAGAUACAUGAAAAGUAGAAGUCAUAUAGAUGGAGUUUUUUUGCGAAAAUACGAUAAACUUUUUCCUCCGAACUGUUAGCUGAUCGAAGCCAAAACUUUGUUUGCAAAAUAAUAAUGAAAAUAAAACCCAUCUUGAAAUUAAAAAAAAAAAAAACUACCAUUUGGAUGAGCCGGUUGCCAUGAGUAAAGGUGUCGUCGUGUGUGAAAAGAAAAAUGCUAUGGUAAUUCGCGCUGUGAGGAUAUUCUGUUUUCGAAACAAGAUGAAUAUUAUUCUGGCAUUUCAUCAAUAUCUCUAGAGAAUAAUCCAGGGUGCGCGUAAAUAUGGAAUUUUUUUCGAGUGUUCAACUCGAUAGAACACGAGUGAGCGCAUUAAACUUGUAAGAUUUCUAGUUGAACAUGAGAGAAGAAAUUCCAUAUCUGCAAGCAACCAUUUAUCACAUUGUUUAUUAUAUAAACACAAUGGCCCUUUACUGAAAAGAGAAGUCAACUUUAAAUUUAUUGAGGUAGGAUCCACAUUCCCUUAAGAUAGGUGAUAAAGUGCGUUGGUAAUAAGGCUCAAAAUGCGUUGAAUUAAAACAAACAAUGCGCGUAACUUUCAAAAUUCCCGGUGACUGUCUUUCUCACUACAUGAGAAGAAAUCUUUUCAAGAACACGGCCAAAAUCAGCCAAUGGCAAAUUUUCCAUUUGUCGAUAAAUAUAUUUAUCAUAAAAACUACGGUGUUAUAAAAAGAUUUCCGGCCCUGAGAAAAGCCGCAACAACACAUGUGAAAAAAUACGAUAUUUUUUCACGUGUGUUUGACAUCGCCAAUCAGCUGCUGACACGUCACUCGCCUUUCGCACCACUCGGUCAGGUUGAUGAAUGAACGGCAAAGCCUUCACGAUUCUCAAUACAAGAUAGUUUGUCGGAAAUUCCUCAGAUUAUGGCGACUAGAACAUUUAUAAAUCCGUUUUGCUCAAGGACAUUGACGUUCAACCUUCUAUUGAAGGGGAAGAAAACCAAUUUACAAAAAGAAAAACCGAAAGUUACGUAUUCAAUGGCUUUGGUAAUAGCGUUUCUUGCGAUUUGCCACAGGCCGAUUUUGGCCGUUUACUUGACAAACCUGUCGGUAAGGCCAAGUUCAUUAAAUAAGAAUUUUGUAAAUUGAAAAUGACCCCCAUUGUUGCUUUUGUAAUCAUGAUUCAACGCAUUUUUCCAUCUUGCGCCAACGCACUGUACGACUGUCGAUUCUUUUAUUCUUAUUCAUUAAUGCAAAAUUAAACAGUGCAUCUACCAGCAUGUGUCUAGAGCUAAUUAUCCUGAAGUAUUAUUACACCUUUCGUCUAUCACUUAAAGAAGAUUAUCUCAUUGAGAAAGGAUAACUUUCCAGUCCACUAGUGCAGUGGUUUUGAGCCAGACAAGAAAUUUGUUAAAACUUAAACAAGCGUAAAACUGUGCAGUUCUUGUCGUUAUAGCAGGAAAGUACAUGCUGAUACGUUCUUUGAUGAACAGCCGUUUUAUUGACGGUAUUCGUUUAACCUGAGAUGUCUUGUCUAUCUGGACCACGUGAUACCUUGAAUACCAUUACCGCGAGAUACAAAUAACUUUUCAGCUACUGUUGUUUGGUUUUGUUGCAGAAGAUCGAGUUCCUCUUCUUUGAAAAAAAGCAUUUUAUUCAGACAAAAAAUUGUUUACCAUAAUUCAUUUGGUCAUAAGUUAAUAAUGAUUGACUCGUGGGAAGUGAACAAAACCCUGGAGAAUGCAUCUGCAUCCACAAUAAGUUUUCUUUCCAAAUCAGAAGGCCUCGCACUAUGCAGCGCUUUCAUCUUAUCUUCUGUCCUAAUCAUUGCAGGAAACUUGCUCACUUUGGUUCUCUUUGCAGUUGCCAAACCACUUCGCAGGAAAAGUUUAUUCCUAGUUUUGAAUAUGGCGUUUGCUGAUUUUAUGUUAGGAGCCUUCAGUCUGCCCUUUUACAUUUUCUUUGUCGGGAGCUACUAUCAGCUUUGGACAGCGAAAUAUGACUUUGAACACAUGGCCUACAAAAUAUUUUGCACAAGUAUCGAUAACAUGUUUUUGUUUGGCUCGUACAUAUCUGCAGCCUCUAUUUCCUGUGAGAGAUUUUAUGCCGUAUUUUGGCCCUUUAAACACCGUUUAUUAUCCACCAGAACAUACUGCAUCACCAUUUUCUUUCUUUGGACAUUCGCUGUCUUGUUGUCUACAUUAAUAACUUUGUUCUAUGUUUCAAGUUCAAUUGAAAUUGCUUUGUAUGUCUCUGUCCCCGUUCUGUUGGGUAUAACAGUCAUCAUAUGUGUCUGUAACAUCGCCAUCUGGAGAAAUUUUCAACACAAGAGUGUUGACUCACAGCAUCGAAAUGGAGCUUCCCGAAACAGACGCUUAACAAAGACCCUACUUCUGUUGUCCGUACUGGCUUUAUUAUGUUGGCUUCCCUUAAUCAUCUUGAACAUAUUAAUCUAUAUAACUAAGAAAUCAAUACCAUGGAAGUUUUAUCACAUGGCGAUCAUUCUAAAUUAUUCUAACUCUUUUGUCAAUCCGAUUGUGUAUGUAUUCAGAAUUCCUGAGUUUCAGCAAGCGCUGCGUUUGUGUUGCACAAAGAGGGGACCAGCCAUUAAGAUGGUAAAAAUCGAAAAAAGAAACCGCCGAACGCCAGAAAUAGAACUAUGA
Molecule: messenger RNA, 6276 nt
Organism: Pocillopora meandrina
Lineage: Eukaryota; Metazoa; Cnidaria; Anthozoa; Scleractinia; Pocilloporidae
Source: the annotation of a GenBank genome assembly